Falco peregrinus (peregrine falcon) is the source of this 4477-nucleotide messenger RNA. RefSeq names its product cytochrome P450 2W1-like. Gene Ontology annotation, molecular function: oxidoreductase activity, acting on paired donors, with incorporation or reduction of molecular oxygen, reduced flavin or flavoprotein as one donor, and incorporation of one atom of oxygen; iron ion binding; heme binding. The transcript has 9 exons. Gene Ontology annotation, cellular component: cytoplasm; intracellular membrane-bounded organelle. The record is from RefSeq and is a predicted model, not a curated record. The coding region runs from base 57 to 1559 and encodes 500 amino acids. NCBI's taxonomy places the organism in Eukaryota, Metazoa, Chordata, Aves, Falconiformes, Falconidae. Gene Ontology annotation, biological process: xenobiotic metabolic process.
GUGCCACUGCAUUUUUAUUGCUUCUAACCCCCAAAACCCAGAUUAUUACUAAAAAAAUGUCUUUUUUAAUUUCAUUUAUUUCUGAUCCUGCAUUAAUUUGCCUGCUGUGUGCAGCAGUAUUACUAGCUGUAGUCUAUUUUUCAACUGGCUAUAAAAAUUCAGCUUUUAAAUUACCUCCUGGUCCAACUCCUCUUCCGAUCAUUGGUAACCUGCACUUGGUGGAUCUUAGAAGGCAAGAUAAAUCACUAAUGAAGCUUGCGGAAAAAUACGGCCCCAUCUUCACCCUCCACUUUGGGUUCCAGAAAGUUGUGGUCCUGACCGGGUACGAAGUUGUGCGGGAGGCGCUUGUGAACUACACAGAGGAGUUUGUAGACAGACCAUCCAUCCCAAUAUUUGACCAAAUUCAGAACGGAAACGGUUUGUUCUUCUCUAUUGGGGAGCUGUGGAGAACAACUCGGAGAUUCACUGUAUCCAGCAUGCGCAACCUCGGCAUGGGGAAAAAAAUGAUAGAAGGGAGAAUUUUUGAGGAGCUUCACUUCCUUAUUGAGAUGAUCAAAUCCUUCAAAGGGGAACCUUUUAGCCUGCCGUCCUUCAACUGUGCUCCGAUCAAUAUCACCUUCGCCAUGCUCUUUGGGGACAGGUUUGACUAUAAGGACCCAACAUUUCUCACUCUCUUAAGACUCAUAGAUGAAGUUAUGAUUCUUCUGGGAUCUCCAUAUUUGAACUAUUUCAAUUUCUACCCGUUCCUUGGAUUUCUUUUCAAAACUCACAAGAUUAUGCUUGGUAAAAUAGAAGAUGUACGCGUCAUUUUAAGGCAAUACAUGAAGGCAAGCAGGGAGGACAUCAAUGAGAACAGCGUGAGGAGCUACAUUGAUGCACUGAUAUUCAAGCAACAGGAGGAGAAAAACAAGAAAGACAGCCUCUUCCAUGAUGACAACUUAAUAGCAUCCAUACUCGACCUGGUCAUGGCAGGGACAGAGACCAUAGCCACAACGCUCCAGUGGGCCAUCCUGCUGAUGAUGAAAUACCCAGAGAUUCAAAAAAAGGUGCAGGAGGAGAUUGGGAGAACUGUCAAAGCUGGAAGCUGGGCCACAUACGAGGAUCGGAAGAACAUGCCAUUUACAAAUGCAGUGCUACAUGAAGUACAGAGGUUUAUCACCCUCCUGCCCCACGUUCCCCGCUGCACUGCUGUUGACACCCACUUCAGGGGCUACUUCCUUCCCAAGGGUAUAAUUGUAAUCCCGUCACUCACCUCAGUGCUGCUGGACAAGACGCAAUGGGAGACACCGCAUCAGUUCAACCCCAACCACUUCCUUGAUGCUGAAGGGAAUUUUGUAAAGAGAGGAGCUUUCCUGCCCUUCUCCACAGGGCGAAGGAACUGCAUUGGAGAAAGCCUCGCCAAGAUGGAGCUGUUUGUCUUCUUUGUAGGGUUGCUUCAGACAUUUACUUUUCAACCCCAACCAGGAGUUUCAGAGUCUGACUUGGACCUUACUGUCCCCCAAACGACUUUCACGUUAAGGCCUCAGCCUCAGGCAACCUGUGCUGUCCUGCGUGAAUAACCACAGCCUUGCUGCCCAGCAGCCCAACAAGUGGGGAAGCUGCUUAGACCCAGCUUAGCUAUGCUAGGACUCGCCAUCCCCCCAUCCUGCCACAUCACCCUCUUCCACAUCCCCUUCCCGCUGUCUCCAUCCACUCCCACUCCACCACUACACCUGUCUCAGACAAGGCGCAUGGAGCUGAUGGAGGGAUAGAGGAGGUGGUCUGGCGAAGGGGAUGCAGCCCGUGAGUAGUAGGUGUGACACCCAGGCUCCCAUGGCAACGCAGUGAGGUUCAUCAUGAUGCAGAAAUCUGCCUGAAAUCCUGAGGAAAGACACACCCUGUUUGCCGGGAGCUGCAGAAAUACACCGUGGGUCACGCACAUGAACCAUCCCUAAGCACCUCGUGAACUUUUUCCCAAGUUCCCUAAUUAUCCAUAGCUUCUAGCAAAACCCUACCAGCCUAGGCAGCCAAGUCAAAUGCUGAGAGUGAAAAAACAAAUCGAUUCAUGUGAUUUGAGGACAAAGUUACUUCUGCCUUGGAACAACGGCCUGAAAGAUGCCCCAGACUCUGCAAACCUGUUCAGAUACGCAAGUGCUGCUACCACCACGUUCAACACUGCUUCACAGUCUGAAUAAAACAAGAUCUACAUUUCUAAGUUUGCAGUCUAAAUCAUAAGUUCACAUGAGAUUUGUACCAGCAACUGAUCAUAAAAGGCUAACGAUACAGAAAACCCAGCUAGACCCAUUUCUAGUUUUACGCAUCUCUGUCUUUCCUGACUGUUAAGUGGGAUCAAACACUGUUCCUCUCUUCAGACCUCCUGGUUAAUGGUGAGAGCCAACAACAGCAGCCAGUCUGCUAUUUGGGGUCUGGCCAUGGGAACCAGCCAUGCAACUGCCCUGCAAAUAGUGUCUAAUUUCACAGUGCCCAUAUUACACACACAGAUGCAAGGAAAACUGGGAUCAGGGAUGAGACAAGACCCAGUGUGGGUUAUUUUCCUUUCCUCUGUAGCUUUGUCUGGCUGUUGUCCCUGUCUCUAGCACUCUUGCCUGCCAUCAUCUUAUUUCACAAUCUUAUUUCAGUUGACGUAUAGCUCAGGCAAUUUUCCAUCCAUUUAUCUGUCUAUGAAUUGCCACCUCUCCAUAUGCAUUUUCUUAUCACGUGCUUUAUCAUAUUAUUUGUUUCCCCCUUCAUGGGAAUCCAAUAAAGUUUUAAUCCAAUGUCUUCAUCAUAUUUCAUAUGCCUGCCACCCAGCUUUGCAUCUCACAGAAAUGGAGAUGCCAUGAAAGGUUGACCCUGAGCCCAGAGUGACAACAAACAUUAUAAUUCUACUUGUAUCUUACAAGUGAGAGGUUCUGCAUAGCCUCAUCCUAGCAAAAAAAGCUCAACAGGAGACCCGCCAUAUCUGCAGAGUGGGUUCUCCAGGGCAAAGAUCUUUCCCUUUGUGCUCAGCUAUGGACUACUAGUCAGUCAUGGGGAUGGCAUUUGUUUUUCACUUUUAUGUCUUCAACUCUUGCUUGCAGAGGCUAAAUGAAAGGUUGCCACCUUCACUGAUGCUGAUGCUGUCCCUCUGCUUAGUGCCUUGGACCCUGAGCCUCUCACCUCUUGCUCUCCCAAAGCAUCACCUGCUGGUAACAUCACUCUUGAGGAGUGGUGGCAGCAGGAUGGGGUCUUCUGCAGGGAAGGCAGAGAGAGGCAGGUAAAGCACGUGAGGAGCAAGCCAUAUAUCAACUCAAUGAAGGAAGUUUUGGCUUUGCUGAAAUAAAAAAAGACUUUUGUCUUUGGCUUCAGAGAGGCCAGGACGGUUCCUGCUCUAGCCCCCUCCAAAAGCAAUAUGAACUCAAAAGACAGAUAUUGCAGAUAGCGAGUGCUCCAGGGGACAAAACUGGACUGGGUUCAAAUCUGCAUGAAUUCACCGGUGGAACCUCGGACCUGAGCCCUUUCCAUGGGCCCUUGGGUUCUUGGCUUCGCAGGAGCGAGAUGGAUCCCUUCCUACAUGGCAUAGCAGCCUUCGGAGCCCGCUCCUUUUGGACAUCAGCUUCUGUACUGGCAGGCAGAGCAGAGCCAGAGGCAGUGCAGGUCACAGCCAGCGAUUCAGCAGGCUGAGCAGUACCUGUGCCUCAACGAGAGCCAUGAGCUACGAGGUGCAAACAUCCAUGGGAAACAGGUUUCUUUGAUUCCUCUGGAAAGUGCCGUGCACCCUCCUUGCGCCUGUGCUAGCAGGUGGAUGGAAGCGGUUGCUCCCCAGCACGCUGAAUUAGCUGAAUCUAUCUCUGCAAGAGAAAGUGCCUGCCUCCCAUGUAUUGUGCAGCCAGACGAUGGCAGAACAUUGAUUAUGACUCAGCUAUACAUUUAUCUAGCAGAAAACAUUGGCUCGCAGGGGCAGAAAUACCGUUUCCACAUUCCUCAGUGGCCCCGAGGGUCUUCGCGCCAGCUGCAAAACAUGUUUGUGCCUUGCAACACACUGCCCUGACCCAAGGCAAACAUCUUGGGGCGGGACAGGUGGCUUGAUUUUUCAAGUAAGAUCCGAACAAAUCCAACUCGCACCAUGUCUGUGGCUCGUGCCACGCACGGCUGCCUGGGCAGCGUGUCCCGUAGCCCACCCUGCCAGCCCCGGCGCUGCACGCUGCUCUCAGGGGGGGCAAUGGGCAGGUGCAAGGAUGGCAGCGGUGGGGUAGAUCGGUCAAAUCAGGGCUGCCUCCUUAUCUGCAGCCCCACUGCCCGCCGCCCUCAGCAAGAAGGUUGUGCAGAACAUCAUUUCUGUUUUCUUUUUGCCACGAGAUGGCACCCCGAUCCCUGGGAGUCCCAGGCAGCCCCCCCGCAGCCCUCGGGGGGCACCGCGCCUUCAGCCCCCCAGCUCUGCAGGGUGGGCAGAGAGAAACCCCGAGGCUUCCCGCACCCCCAGCCCAGCAGCGCUCACCUGCGAGCCGGGCUGGCAGCC